CUGAGCUGCGGCUUGCCUGGCGGGGAGGGACGGAUGGACCGCCGUGUGUCCAGAGGGAGGCCGGAGCUGGGCAAGGCGGAAAAUCAAGUCCCGGGUCAGGGCUGCGGGUUCAGGAGGAGAAAGGCUCAGGGUUGACUCGGAGCCUCUCAGAGCCUCACACCUCCCUACCUACCCUGUCCUCCCUCUCUCGCCCUCCGGACCCCGUAGACGCUGCUCUUCAUGGCUCUGCGUUUUUUCCAACCCGAAGGCGGGGAGCUGGUGGGUGGGGUGGUUGUGAGCAGAAGAGCCCUAAGAGUUAGCUAAGUACUAAGGCCCCCUGUCCAGUUUGACAGUCUACAUUUUAGAAAUCUUUUUUUUUUUUUAAAUCUAAAACUUACUAGAUCACACGGACCUCAGAAAAGCAUGAAUUGAGGAAUUUGCUUAGAACAGAAACAUGUUGAAACGCUUAAUUGUAUAUUUUAUUUGUAGUAGUCACAAGCGCUAUAUUACAUGCGGAGAGAGAUCUGAUGGCCUUAGAGUUAUGGUGAAGUGAAAAAAGGAUGCAAGGAAUGAGAACAAGGAUUGCCUGUUGGUUCCUGAUGGCUUUUACCAUACUGACACAGCUUACGAUGGCAUCCAAAGUUGAAAAGACUCCUGCUUUACCACCGUGCUGUAGCACAGAAUCCCUCAUUUCCAGCAUCGGUCUGGGGAUCUUCUGCUUAGUAGCCGACAGACUUCUUCGGUUUCCCAUAAUUCAGCACAAUGACUGGCUUCGCGCCCUCUCAGAUAACAUAGUACACGGAGUGAUCGGCAUGUGGUCGUGGGCAGUAGUCACUGGAAUCAGGAAGAAGUCUGACUUUGGAGAAGUCCUUUUAGCGGGAUUUUUAGCGUCUGUUAUCGAUGUCGACCAUUUUUUUCAAGCUAGAUCCCUAUCUUUACAGGCCGCUUUGACUCUUCCGAGAAGACCUUUCCUUCACUGCUCCACUGUGAUACCCAUCACGGUCCUGAGUGUGAAGCUCGCCGUGCACUUGUUCAAGCUCAGAGACUCGUGGCGUUUUCUCCCGUGGAUGAUAUUCCUUUCCUGGACCUCACACCAUAUCCGCGAUGGAAUCCGUCACGGCCUGUGGAUAUGCCCAUUUGGAAAAACUCCUCCUUUGCCCUUCUCGUUUUAUGUAAUAAGCACAUUGUCUCUGCCACACCUGUGCUCAUUCCUGAUGUAUUUAACAGGGACCAGACAAACGAUGUCUUCAAAAUACGGAAUGCGUAUUGAUGUCUGAGAUGACCAUAUAUAUGGCUCUAAGAGAAGGAACUAGCUCAGAUGAUCCAAUAUUCAAGUGAAAUUUAUAAAACAUAGGCACUUUAUUUAGUUUUUACAGUUUGUGUGCCCUCUUGUCUGCGAGCAUGCUCAGUACUUGCGUGCCCCUCUUGUCCCGGAGCAUACUCAGAGCCUACGCUUCUCUUUACGUGUAGCAGUACUUGAUUUGCCCUCAUUUCAUGCUGGGUCCAGUGUUGUCGCUGCUUUGUCUGACAUUACCCGUUUUGUCUCAUUAACAUGUAAUGCAUUGUCUAGACAUCUGUCUUGACAACCAGUCCAAACCUGAUCAAAAAGCUCAAAGUUCUGGAUCACUAAUUUAUUUGGAUUUAUAUUUUUCUGAGCCACUAAGACAAAUGAAGAGGGCAAAAUAAAUAAGUUUAUGAUAAGACAUAAGUCAAGGGCUAACAAUUAUUUCAUAUAUGUUGGUCCUGACUGAAGUAAUGACAUUAAAAUGUUUUGUGGAUAGUAGUUAUUGACGAUAUCUAAAAUAAUAGCAUUAAAUCUAAGUUAUAUUUUCAGAAACCAAUUUAGGAAGUGAUUAUUAUCACAUUAUCUGUAAUUACAUUCACCGAAAUUCAUGGGGGAUGGUUAACGUCUUUGGCCAAGAAUCUCAUACUUUUCACUGAUUUGGAAAACAUGACUGGAUGUUUAAAAAUAUUCGUUGACAAAGAGCAUUAACAAAGCAAUAACUGGAUCAUCACUGAACUUAAAACACAAAAACAGUAAUGAGCAAGGGCGUCGUUUCAGAUGCAGACUGCUGACAGCCACUAAAUCUGUGCCAGUGUGAACGGAGACUGUUACAUACUAGCCUAGAAGAUGUAUGAAAUUAAUUUUUUAAAUAAUCUCUGUACUGAGAAAUAAAAGACUUUUCAAAAUAAA
Molecule: messenger RNA, 2173 nt
Organism: Mus caroli (Ryukyu mouse)
Lineage: Eukaryota; Metazoa; Chordata; Mammalia; Rodentia; Muridae
Gene: Tmem267
Product: transmembrane protein 267
Source: RefSeq, a predicted model, not a curated record